UAUAUAUGACCCUUGCAAUGGCUGUUGCAGUUUCCUUGCGCCCAGCCAGCCCUGUAGUGUAGUUGUAUAUUACUAUAUUUUUUUUCUUUUGUUUUUUUCUCUCUGAUCUAUCAAUCUUCUAGGGUUGGAGGUGUGAAUUCACUCAGAACUCAAACCGAUCGAAUCCCAAUUUAGGGUUUCCCACCUUGUUGAUUGUCGCGCCAAUCUCCCUAAUACACAUAUCCAUUUCCUUAUCUAUAUCUGAUCUGUAGAAAAUUUUACAUUUUAAUUUGCAAUUUUCUUCUAUACAGUGGAUAAACACAUCAAAGAACAAAAAUCAGCAUAUAAAGUUUGGAUUUUGUGCAGGCAAUUGUGCGUAUUUUUUGUUCAAUUGUCAGUUGGUGCUGUUUUUGCCGUUCCUUGUUUUAUGAAAUUCGGAUCUGGGACUUGGCCGCGUUGAUUUUGAUUUUGCUAGUAUCUUAUUUAUAGCAUAUUUGAUCGAAAGAGGAAAGAAAGUAUUUUUUUUUUAGCAUAUUUAUAUUCUGGGGGCAAUUAGGAAUAUUGUUUGAUGGAUAAGAAGGUUGCCGCUCCGCUUGUUUGCCACGGGCAUUCCCGGCCGGUUGUUGAUUUGUUCUACAGCCCCAUCACUCCUGAUGGAUUUUUCCUCAUCAGUGCCAGCAAAGAUUCCACUCCAAUGUUGAGAAAUGGGGAAACUGGAGACUGGAUUGGAACCUUUCAAGGACAUAAAGGUGCAGUAUGGAGUUGCUGUCUUGAUAAAAAUGCUCUUCGUGCAGCAUCAGCAUCUGCUGAUUUCAGUGCAAAAUUAUGGGAUGCAUUAACUGGGGAUGAACUGCACUCAUUUGAUCAUAAGCACAUUGUCCGGGCAUGUGCCUUUUCAGAUGAUACACAUCAUUUGCUCACCGGUGGUCAUGAAAAAAUUCUUCGCAUAUUUGAUCUUAAUCGACCAGAUGCUCCUCCAAGAAAAAUUGAUAGUUCUGGUACAGUUAGGACAGUUGCUUGGCUACACAGUGAUCAAACCAUAUUAAGUUCCUGCAGUGAUAUGGGUGGAAUUAGAAUCUGGGAUUUAAGAAGCAGUGAAGUUGUUCAAACCCUUGAGACCAAAUCUUCUGUAACAAGUGCUGAAGUAUCUCAGGACGGCCGUUAUAUUACGACUGCUGAUGGUUGCUCUGUCAAGUUUUGGGAUGCUAAUCACUUUGGAUUGGUAAAGAGCUAUGACAUGCCCUGCAAUGUUGAAUCUGCUUCCUUGGAACCAAAGUUUGGUAACAAGUUCAUUGCUGGAGGGGAAGAUAUGUGGGUUCGUCUCUUCAAUUUUCAAACUGGAGAAAUGAUUGGAUGCAACAAAGGGCACCAUGGCCCUGUACACUGUGUACGAUUCUCUCCAGGAGGAGAAUCUUUUGCAUCGGGAUCAGAAGAUGGAACAAUUAGAAUAUGGCAGACUGGUCCUCGGGAUCAAAAUCAAGCAGAGACUUGGGCUGUUAAUGGACCGAUUGCAAACACAAGAGAUGGCAAUGAGGAGGUGGCCAAUAGGAUUGAACAGUUACACAUUGCCGAAGGAGGGAAGAUUGAUGAGAAUAAGGGACAGUUACAGGCAAAUGAUGUCUGAAGAGGGUAGAAUAGCUAGCGCUUUUUGUUCCAUCUAUGUAUGUUCUGCACUGGUUUGGAAGCUGUAAGUUGAUAGUAAUUUCUGAGGAUAGUAUAUGGUAUGGUUUGAAUAAGACCGAUCUUUACAAAAUGUUUCAAUGAAAUGUUUGCUUUUUCCUC
Messenger RNA from Ipomoea nil (Japanese morning glory), 1761 nucleotides. Its product is annotated as serine-threonine kinase receptor-associated protein-like. Gene Ontology annotation, molecular function: protein binding; RNA binding. The coding region runs from base 548 to 1603 and encodes 351 amino acids. The record is from RefSeq and is a predicted model, not a curated record. Gene Ontology annotation, biological process: spliceosomal snRNP assembly. The transcript is spliced from 7 exons. Gene Ontology annotation, cellular component: SMN complex. Lineage: Eukaryota; Viridiplantae; Streptophyta; Magnoliopsida; Solanales; Convolvulaceae.